Syngnathoides biaculeatus (alligator pipefish) is the source of this 875-nucleotide messenger RNA. It is a transcript of the gene hamp, whose product is annotated as hepcidin antimicrobial peptide. NCBI's taxonomy places the organism in Eukaryota, Metazoa, Chordata, Actinopteri, Syngnathiformes, Syngnathidae. The record is from RefSeq and is a predicted model, not a curated record. The transcript is spliced from 2 exons. Bases 327 to 596 code for a protein of 89 amino acids. Gene Ontology annotation, biological process: defense response to bacterium; intracellular iron ion homeostasis. Gene Ontology annotation, cellular component: extracellular region.
ACCUUUUACAGAAGCAAAGAGGACAAAAACUUCCCCCGGUGGAGGUUAGAUAACGCCUGCCAGGAAAGAGGCCAGACGGAACUCCCUCCGGGGAGGGGAGGAUGGGGGGUGCACCACCAGCCCCCUUGUCCUCACCCCUCCUGGAGAGAAUGCGUAUAAAAACCAGGCACUUUGCGCUCAGACGGACACACACUGUAGAAGCCAAGUAGCAGGCGAAAAACCUUGCCUGUGGACAGUCUUUGGUGGCGCCCCACGAGAGAGCCGAGCGCGGCACUCUAAGAUUUUCAGCGACAUUUAAAGCAAGACCUCACACCUACUAGCCGAAAAUGAAGGCGCUUAGCAUUGCAGUUGCAGUGACACUCGUGCUCGCCUUUAUUUGCAUCCUGGAGAGCUCUGCGGUCCCCUUCAAUGAGGUGAAGGAGGCGAAGGGGGGUGACACUCCGGUUGCAGGACGACUGGACGUGGACGUGGACGUCGGGGAGCCUUGGACGCCGUACCACGCGCGGCACAAGCGGCAGAGCAACCUGUCGCUGUGCCGCUGGUGCUGCGGCUGCUGCCGGGCCUACAAGGGCUGCGGCUACUGCUGCAGAUUCUGAAAGGGAGACAACAUUGAAAGAAGAAGGCCGUGGCACCAUCGUGACGUCAACCGAGACAACGAUAAUUUAUUCCACUUUAUGAAUGAGCUGUUUUCAUUUUUUUCCCUUUUCCAUUUAUAUUUUGGUUGCACGUGACCUAUAAGGUUUCGCAGAAAGUGGCACAGUGAUAUUUAUUUCAAUUUUUUAAUAGUCACAAUGCUUUUGUAAACUUUUUUAAAAAUGUGGUUACAAUUGGUAUUUUGAAUUAAGGGUCCCAUGUUCGUAUUUGGUGAUGAAUAA